CAGUGAUUCAGUAUUUAACGACGUGUAGCAUAUAUACAGCACCGCAAGUUGUGAAACAACGUGUAAAUAAUUCGUAGUUACAGUUUCUGUUACUGUUAUGACACUGUUGUGGUCACUUCAGGUCGCAUCAGGGUGAGCAGCCUGGGUCAAAGUAAGAGCAGUCAAACACUUUUACUUAUGAACCAUGGCUCAUUAUAGAGAGACCGAGUCCGAGCCUCGGGUAUAUGGCUACACCAGGACAGCUUCCGCAGUGCUGGCCCACUUGAUCUGCGGGGUCUUCACAGUGUUCAUCGCGGUCCUUUCUCGACCGGGUACAAGUUGGUUUUCCUGGCAUCCUUUCUUCAUGACAAUGGCUUUCUCCUUCUUCAUGACAGAAGCCAUACUCCUCUUCUCUCCCCAUGGUUCACCCAUCAAAAAGUUUUCACACAAGACCAAAGGUCGUGUUCACUGGUUGCUGCAGUGUCUGUGUGUGUGCUGUGCGGUGCUGGGCCUGGCAGCCAUCUCCUACAACAAACACCUAAAUGGUAAACCUCACUUCACCUCAUGGCACGGUUUGCUGGGCCUAGUCACAGUGUGUGCCGUGGGCUUGCAGUCUUUGGCAGCUAUGCCCCUCAUUUACCACUCUCUAGCCAAAGGCUGGUCCCUAGCCAAACUCAAACGCUACCAUGCAGCGUCAGGACUUGUCACCUUCGUGCUUGGCAGCGCUAGCCUGCUUCUCGGCCUCUGCUCGGCCUGGUUCACUGCGUCUGUCAGUGAAUACAUCUGGUACCUGUCAGCACUCUGCCCUGCUCUCGGCGCCCUUGUCAUAAUGAACCAAGUCAGCACUUCUUACAUGGCUAAAAAACGCUUACAGUCCUGACGAAGGAUACAAUAUGGACAAUUCAACAACACCAUCACUGAGUACUUUUGUGAGGUCCGCCUAAAGAGAUUUCAUUUUCCUUGUUACAUGCUGUCAUUGCAUGGAAGUCCAAAAGACGAUGAUCUCUGCAACCUCUCUAAAAAUCUGUCAUUCCAACAAACACCGCUGCCAAAUGUGGAUCAUGAAAUAUUUGUCUUUUUUUUCACAAUGUACACAUCUCUGAAGCUAUCACUGAGGACACGGACUGUUGAGUAGUUCUUGAGACAUUUCCCUCUGAACCAUAAGUGUCAACCUCAUGGUGGCACUAGAUGAAAAGUCAGUGAAAUACCAAAGUCUGUGGGCUUAAUCCUCAGAGGACCAUAUUUGGAUGUGUUUAUUAGAGAUUUAAGUUUGGACCAAAGUAGUGGACCAGUGUAUUCAUAAAUAAAUCUUAGAGGCUUUUGGUAUUCUCUACCAGGAUCACAAAAGAGGCAGCAUUUAGAGCAGUGGUCACCAACUCUGCUCCUGAAGAACUACUGCCCUGCAUGUUUUAGGUAUCUCCUUACUCUAACACACCUGAUUCUAAUUAUUAGUACGCUAUCAAGCAGCUGAAUCUUGUAAAGGGCUUGAUAACGAGACAAUUAUUAGACUCAGGUGUGUGAGAGUGGGGCGACACCUAAAACAUGCAGGGCAGUAGCUCUCCAGGAGCAGGGUGGGUGACUUCUGGUUUAGAGGGUUAUGAUCAUGUACACCAUCAUAUUGCAAGAUAUGUCAAAUGAUUCAAUAAAAUGAUUUUUUAUUAUUUUUUUUAUGAGGUUAGGCCUUUGGACUCAUAUUGUACUUCAAAUCCUGUCCAAAGGUUUCUUUUUUUGAUAUGGUUAUCUCAGGUCAAUUGCUAUGCUGCCUUUUAAUAUUGAUACUGCCUUUGAUGAUUUAGCCACGUUUGAAUGAAUAAGAUUAUAUAUCACAGUAAAGAUGUGUUGUAAAAUAAAGCAUUUGAUAAG
Messenger RNA from Scomber japonicus (chub mackerel), 1842 nucleotides. It is a transcript of the gene cyb561d2, whose product is annotated as transmembrane reductase CYB561D2. The record is from RefSeq and is a predicted model, not a curated record. Gene Ontology annotation, molecular function: transmembrane monodehydroascorbate reductase activity. The transcript is spliced from 4 exons. NCBI's taxonomy places the organism in Eukaryota, Metazoa, Chordata, Actinopteri, Scombriformes, Scombridae. Gene Ontology annotation, cellular component: endoplasmic reticulum. Bases 185 to 859 code for a protein of 224 amino acids.